Messenger RNA from Hyaloscypha bicolor E, 930 nucleotides. RefSeq lists its product as uncharacterized. The coding region runs from base 134 to 718 and encodes 194 amino acids. The record is from RefSeq and is a predicted model, not a curated record. The transcript has 2 exons. Gene Ontology annotation, cellular component: mitochondrion; mitochondrial intermembrane space. NCBI's taxonomy places the organism in Eukaryota, Fungi, Ascomycota, Leotiomycetes, Helotiales, Hyaloscyphaceae.
GUCAAAAGCUAACCAACCUAAACCCCAGCUCCAGGAGCACAUCCCAAAAUCUCUACAAGUUACCACACUGGCGGAUUUUCUCUGGAAGAAGUCCUCGCGGACAGAGGCACCCAAAGCAGCCCCGAAAGACAUAAUGACACAACCUCUGCCUCCGCCCUCCCUGACUCCACAAUUCUGCUUUAAUACUGUUGCUUUGAGAGAUUUCUUACGCAUUUCUCGAGGAGCAACGGACGAUAGCAUAACUCAGAAUUUGAACGCGCUCAUUCAGCCCUCGACCGCAGGCUUUGACCCCUCUUCGACCUCCACGCGGAUUCCUCGAGGACCGAGAUCGAAGACCAUAUCUUCACCCUCUUGUCGGAACUUCAAAAACCAAGUGCUAUUUCCGUCCUGGCAGGUUCGAUCCGACGUCUUGAAUUACUGCGCAUCAGUAGCGACAUCUCCAGAUCCGGAAGAUCCAGAGUCCGUGUUGAGGCAGGCAGAAAGUGAACGGGACAGAGAAAGGGUUGUCGAUGAGAGAUUAGAUCCAUAUUCGGCUAGAUUCUUCCCCAGAGAGGCCAGGACGGAGAGAUUAGCUACAAUUAUACGGCAAGAAAGAGGCGUGGAAAAUAUUAUACGGGCAAGAAGUUGGGGAUUAGUGAUGGAGAGAUGUGGGGAGGACUGGAGAGAUUGGGAAGAGGCUCUCAAUGAAUGGCGAAAAGGACGAGAAAAGUCACAAUGACACAUGAGGAUUGAAAAAGAACGAUAGGACCAGGUCUCCGCUGCAUUGGGUGGAGUUCAUCAGCGGUCGGAACAACUGCCUUAGUGGGCACCUGUACUUCACAAGAGCAGGUCUGACACGACUGCGGUGUAAGAGUGCUGUAAGAUUAGAGUCAUAAUUCAACUCCUAGUAAGAAGCUCAAUGCCUUUCAAGUAUGAAAAUUAAAGAAGAGC